Acanthosepion pharaonis is the source of this 753-nucleotide messenger RNA. NCBI's taxonomy places the organism in Eukaryota, Metazoa, Mollusca, Cephalopoda, Sepiida, Sepiidae. The record is from the annotation of a GenBank genome assembly.
AUGGUCACUACCUUUCUAAGAAAAAACAUCCUUUUUCUUCCAUCUCGGCAAUACAUUUAUGUUCUAUCUAUCUAUCUAUCUAUCUAUCUAUCUAUCUAUCUAUCUAUCUAUCUAUCUAUCAUAGCCUUAUUCUGGUCCUUUAUUUCGCCCCUUUUCCAUAUAAAUCGGCCUAUUCCUAUCUAUCUAUCUAUCUAUCUAUCUAUCUAUCUAUCUAUUACAAACUGUUCAUUAUCUAUCUAUCUAUCUAUCUAUCUAUCUAUCUAUCUAUCUAUCUAUCUAUCUAUUACAAUCUGCUCAUUAUCUAUCCAUCUAUCUAUCUAUCUAUCUAUCUAUCUAUCUAUCUGUUACAAUCUGAUCAUUAUCUAUCUAUCUAUCUAUCUAUCUAUUACAAACUGCUCAUUAUCUAUCUAUCUAUCUAUCUAUCUAUCUCAACCUGUUCAUAUCAUCAUCUAUCUAUCUAUCUAUCUAUCUAUCUAUCUAUCUAUCUAUCUAUCUAUCUGUUACAAUCUGAUCAUUAUCUAUCUAUCUAUCUAUCUAUCUAUCUAUCUAUUACAAACUGCUCAUUAUCUAUCUAUCUAUCUAUCUAUCUAUCUAUCUAUCUAUCUAUCUAUCUAUCUAUCUAUCUGUGUCUGUCUGUUUUCGUUCAUAGCUAUCUAUCUAUCUAAACAUUUUUGCUGGUGUCUGUCUGUCAUUAACUUUACAAUUAUUUUUCUUCUUCAAAUACAACACCACCCGUGUUUUUUUUUUCAGUGA